CGAUAAACGACAGAAUGGAAACGUACCCGAUAUCUUCCAUUUAGAGCCUGGAAAGCUGAAUCUUAUAGCCUUGCGCUUGAUGGAGAAGGCGAAGGAGUUUCUGAAACUAAGCGAAGAAGAAUCGGCGAGCGUCUCGCAACUCAAAAUCCACCCACACCGACCUGGCCUCGAUUGCAGCUUCUACGAAGAUUUUGCCUUAAGAGGUAUACGAGUCGACCGGGUCGAGCCCGGAAUCGUCUCUUGUACUUUCAAGGUCCCUUCUCGCCUCACCGACAGAAGCGGGAAAUUAGCUACGGGUGCAAUAGCGAAUCUGGUAGAUGAAGUCGGUGGUGCUGUGGUGUAUGUUGAGGGUCUCCCCAUGAAUGUCUCGGUGGAUAUGUCUAUUUCUUUUCUGUCCAGUGCAAGCCUCAAUGAUGAGUUAGAGAUCACUUCAAAGGUUUUGGGACGAAAGGGAGGAUAUGCUGGAACAAUUGUACUUGUGAAAAACAAAGCAACAGGGGAGUUGAUAGCUGAAGGUCGGCAUUCAUUGUUUGGUAAACAUGUUAGCAAAAUGUGAUUAAAUUUCACAUAGGUGUAUCACUCAACUUGUUUUACUUUUAUAUUAUCCUUCAGACAACAUGGGCAUGUGAUGAUAAAACUCUCGUUUUUUUUGUAACUAUUAAUAAUUAUACUAUAUGCUAUUGGGGGGAAAAAGAUUCAGGGUUUUGGAAUGUCA
Molecule: messenger RNA, 715 nt
Organism: Manihot esculenta (cassava)
Lineage: Eukaryota; Viridiplantae; Streptophyta; Magnoliopsida; Malpighiales; Euphorbiaceae
Product: acyl-coenzyme A thioesterase 13
Exons: 3
Coding region: 80-556 (158 amino acids)
Molecular function (GO): fatty acyl-CoA hydrolase activity
Source: RefSeq, a predicted model, not a curated record